AUGUCUUGUAAUACAUGCUCACGUUCCUUUUCUUUGUUUCUUCCUGAAAAAGGUUGUCCUAGUUGCGGUUUUAGUUAUUGUUCAAAAUGUUUAAACAAAAAAGUAUUUGUGGCGAAGUUAAACACUGAAAAAAAGGUUUGUGCUAAAUGUUCAAGAAAUAAAUCAGAUGAAGCAAAUACUAUACAACCCCCAGAUGUUUUUUAUAGACAUUUAGCAAAAAUCAAUGAUUCUCCGAGUACCUCCAAGGAGACUUUAGAUUUUGAAAAAGUCAUUCGAGAAAGGCUUCAAAAACUUAAAGAGGAUAAUCUCGUAAAGGUUAAGGUAUCUGAUGAUGAAUUAAAUGAUCGUCUUCAAAACUUAAAAGGGAAAGUGCCACACACUUCUGAUGUAGAAUUAUAUACAAGAUUAGCAAAAGUGAAAGGUGUUCCAAUAGACAUACUGAAUAAGAAGCCUGUGUUACCACCUCCUGAUUUAAGAACUGAACAAGAACAAGCGGAUGAUUUGUUGAAACAAUAUAUGGAGCAAUCACAAAUAGAUACAAACUAUACUGAUGGAUUUGAGGAUUCAAUUAACAAUAUUGAGACAAGAUUACAAAAGCUUAAAUGUGGCCACACCUCUACUACAACUAGCAUUUCCCAACAUUCAGUUGAAAAUAUUGAGUCAGAAGAUGAAGAAACAGUAGUGAACAAAAUUAUUGAAAAGGUAGAU
Messenger RNA from Iphiclides podalirius (scarce swallowtail), 708 nucleotides. The record is from the annotation of a GenBank genome assembly. NCBI's taxonomy places the organism in Eukaryota, Metazoa, Arthropoda, Insecta, Lepidoptera, Papilionidae.